AUUCUCGCGAGAUUUAUCGGCAGCCAUCUUCUUGGGGGUGCUGGGAGCCGGGAAGACCCCCCGAAUCGUUUUCCCAUUGAGCUGCCCUUCGUCUUUCCUUUCUUCACUUUUGCCUGCGCUGCGUUGCCAACACCACCUGGUCCCGAGGCUGAGUGAAAGCCCGGAUCUAGGCGCGUGUCGCGUUCCCGCUCUAAGGAAGAUUUGCUCGGGUGGAGGGAAGGGGGAGGGCCCGGGCUAACCGUUGCUGCCUCCGCCGGGGUCCGGGGACCGGGAGCUCCUGGCACCCCGUGGAUUCGCGGCCUGCGACGGUCCCCGCGGAGCUGUUCGCCGAUCGGGGCUCGCGGGAGCCUGCCACCGGCGCCUCCUACCGCGGCCCACGCGGGCGGCGCGCGGAGGAGGGGGCGGGGGCAGCGGCGGCUGUAGCGGCCGCGACCUGGGCGGGCGGAGGAGUGUGACGGGCCUCGGGGCCGCUGUGGAUGGUUUCUAAAAUGAUCAUUGAAAACUUCGAGGCGCUCAAGUCCUGGCUCAGCAAGACUCUCGAGCCCAUUUGUGAUGCAGAUCCAUCAGCCCUAGCAAAAUAUGUUCUUGCUUUGGUAAAGAAAGACAAAAGUGAGAAAGAGUUAAAGGCAUUAUGUAUUGAUCAGCUGGAUGUAUUUCUUCAAAAAGAGACCCAGAUAUUUGUGGAAAAACUUUUUGAUGCUGUGAAUACAAAGAGUUAUCUACCUCCUCCAGAGCAGCCAUCAUCGGGAAGCUUAAAGGUAGAAUUUUUUCAGCACCAAGAAAAAGAUAUAAAAAAAGAGGAGAUAACAAAGGAGGAAGAGCGAGAGAAGAAGUUUUCCAGAAGGCUAAAUCAUAGUCCACCCCAGUCAAGUUCCCGAUACAGAGAAAAUAGAAGUCGUGAUGAGAGGAAAAAAGAUGAUCGUUCUCGCAAAAGAGAUUAUGACCGAAACCCUCCUCGAAGAGAUUCAUAUAGAGAUCGGUACAAUAGAAGACGAGGCCGAAGUCGCAGUUACAGCAGGAGUCGGAGUCGAAGUUGGAGUAAAGAGAGGCUUCGUGACAGGGAUAGGGAUAGAAGCAGGACGCGAAGUAGAAGCAGAACACGAAGCCGAGAAAGGGAUCUCGUAAAACCUAAGUACGACCUGGAUAGAACAGAUCCACUGGAAAACAAUUAUACUCCAGUCUCUUCAGUACCUAAUAUUUCAUCUGGUCACUACCCUGUACCUACUUUGAGCAGCACUAUUACAGUAAUUGCUCCUACUCAUCAUGGUAAUAACACUACCGAAAGUUGGUCUGAAUUUCAUGAAGACCAAGUGGACCAUAACUCCUAUGUAAGACCACCAAUGCCAAAGAAACGGUGUAGAGACUAUGAUGAAAAAGGUUUCUGUAUGAGAGGAGACAUGUGCCCUUUUGACCACGGAAGUGACCCUGUAGUUGUAGAAGAUGUGAAUCUUCCUGGCAUGCUGCCUUUCCCAGCACAGCCUCCAGUUGUUGAAGGACCACCUCCUCCUGGACUUCCCCCACCUCCCCCAAUUCUUACACCCCCACCUGUGAAUCUGAGACCCCCAGUGCCACCACCAGGCCCAUUGCCACCCAGCCUACCACCUGUCACAGAUGAUAUUUCUUAUUCUUUGGUUUUGACAGGACCACCACCUCCACUUCCUCCUUUGCAGCCAUCUGGCAUGGAUGCUCCCCCAAACUCUGCAACCAGUUCUGUUCCUACUGUAGUAACAACUGGCAUUCAUCACCAGCCUCCUCCUGCUCCACCCUCUCUUUUUACUGCAGUUUUUGUAUUACCAGAUACAUAUGACACAGAUGGCUACAAUCCUGAAGCCCCAAGCAUAACAAACACUUCCAGACCUAUGUAUAGACACAGAGUGCACGCACAGAGGCCUAACUUGAUAGGACUAACGUCAGGGGAUAUGGAUUUGCCACCCAGAGAAAAGCCACCUAAUAAAAGCAGUAUGAGGAUAGUAGUGGAUUCAGAAUCAAGGAAAAGAACCAUUGGUUCCGGGGAGCCUGGAGCUCCUACAAAGAAGACCUGGUUUGAUAAGCCAAAUUUUAAUAGAACAAACAGCCCAGGCUUCCAGAAAAAGGUUCAGUUUGGAAAUGAAAAUACCAAACUUGAACUUAGAAAAGUUCCUCCAGAAUUAAAUAAUAUCAGCAAACUUAAUGAACACUUUAGUCGAUUUGGAACCUUGGUUAACUUACAGGUUGCUUAUAAUGGUGAUCCUGAAGGUGCCCUUAUCCAAUUUGCAACAUAUGAAGAAGCAAAGAAAGCAAUAUCAAGUACAGAAGCAGUACUAAACAAUCGCUUUAUUAAGGUUUAUUGGCAUAGAGAAGGAAGUACCCAGCAGUUACAAACUACUUCUCCAAAGGUAAUGCAGCCCUUAGUCCAGCAGCCCAUUUUGCCUGUGGUGAAGCAGUCAGUCAAAGAGCGGUUGGGUCCAGUACCUUCAAAUACUAUUGAACCGGCGGAAGCCCAGAGUGCCAGUUCAGACCUUCCUCAGAAUGUAACUAAGUUAUCUGUGAAGGACAGGUUGGGUUUUGUAUCAAAGCCAUCUGUUUCAGCAACUGAAAAGGUGUUGUCUACAUCUACUGGCCUAACUAAAACAGUGUAUAAUCCAGCUGCUUUGAAGGCUGCACAGAAAACCUUACUUGUUUCCACCUCUGCAGUUGACAAUAAUGAAGCACAGAAAAAAAAACAGGAGGCACUGAAACUUCAGCAAGAUGUAAGGAAAAGGAAACAAGAAAUUUUAGAAAAGCACAUUGAAACACAGAAGAUGUUAAUUUCAAAACUGGAGAAAAACAAAGCAAUGAAGUCUGAAGAUAAAGCAGAAAUAAUGAAAACUUUAGAGGUUUUGACAAAAAAUAUUACCAAAUUAAAAGAUGAGGUCAAAGCUGCUUCUCCUGGACGUUGUCUUCCGAAAAGUAUAAAAACCAAGACUCAGAUGCAGAAAGAAUUGCUUGACACGGAACUGGAUUUAUAUAAGAAGAUGCAGGCUGGAGAAGAAGUCACUGAACUUAGGAGAAAGUAUACAGAAUUACAGCUGGAAGCUGCAAAGCGAGGGAUUCUUUCAUCUGGUCGGGGUAGAGGAAUUCACUCAAGAGGUCGAGGUGCAGCUCAUGGCCGAGGCAGGGGUCGAGGUCGAGGUCGAGGUGUGCCUGGUCAUGCUGUGGUGGAUCAUCGUCCCAGGGCAUUGGAGAUUUCUGCAUUUACAGAGAGUGAUAGAGAAGAUCUUCUUCCUCAUUUUGCGCAAUAUGGUGAAAUUGAAGAUUGUCAGAUUGAUGACUCUUCACUUCAUGCAGUAAUUACAUUCAAGACAAGAGCAGAAGCUGAAGCAGCUGCAGUUCAUGGAGCUCGUUUCAAAGGGCAGGAUCUAAAACUGGCAUGGAAUAAACCAAUAACUAAUAUUUCAGCUGUUGAAACAGAAGAAGUUGAACCUGAUGAAGAGGAAUUUCAGGAAGAGUCUUUGGUGGAUGACUCAUUACUUCAAGAUGAUGAUGAAGAAGAAGAGGACAAUGAAUCUCGUUCUUGGAGAAGAUGAUUUGACUGAUCAUUGAUCUGCAUAUGCUAGAACUCUACCUGUGUUUCAUUAGUAUUAUCUAAUGUACUUUUACAUAUUUGUAAAAACAAUUUUUUGGUAAAAUGUGAUGAAGAUGGAUUUCACAAAUAGACAAAAGAGAAGAAAACUACCUUCUGAUCCUGUAUUUUGAAAGAUUGAUGUUUGCAUUUUAUUUCAGUAAACAAUUGCUAAAGACAUCACACUAGAAACAUAUGCAAUGUUUUUAUUACAUACUUCUACUGAACAUUACGGAAUUCUUUGGGUUCUUUGUAAUUUAAUGAAUAGGUCUAAAAACUUAUGACCAAUACUUGUUAUAACUUAGAGGAUUUUGUUUUACUCCAAAUAAGGAAUGAAUUUGCAUUUAAAAUCUUAAUGAAUGUUUUCAAAAAUGAAUAGAUAACAUAGUACUCUAACUAAAGUCUCCAAGUUAUGUAUUCAUAAUAUUACAUAGUAGUAUGCUUAGGCUUUACUAUGUAUUAGCCUUUUGUUGGACUUGUGUAUGUAUUUUACUAUAUGGGUUUUAAUGAUAAUGGUGUAUGACUGCUUUGCAUAUGAGUCCUUAUGCAUUCAGAUGUUAAAAAUAAAGUGGAAUGGUCUCUUGAACAGAAAAGAAAAAAAAAAAGCAAUGACAAAAAAAAAAAAAAAAAAAAAAAACAACCCACAAAGGCCAAGACAAUGUUCCUUGAUUUUAAAAAAGAAAAAAAGAAAAAAAAAAAAAGAAAAAAAUUAAAAUAAAUAGACCAUUCCAGAUGGUGAUCUACCCUUCCCCCCAAUUAUCACAAAAGGAGCUAUAAUCACUAACUUAUUAAUAAUGGUUACUGGUACCUUUACAAUAAUGUACAAUCCAAUGUGAAAAAUUUAUACCACUUCAGUUUGGUUUGAUCCUAUAAAUUUUCAACAGAUGUCUUAAAAUUUAAAAGCAGGCUAUUAGUUUGGAACCAGACUUCAAGUAGAGCUAACAUUUGGUGAAUAAGAAAACAUCACAUUACAUUUUGGAUGUAUGAAAGAAAACAUGACCAUUUGAAGAUGUAUGAAUAAAGAAAUGUACUAUAGAUACUACUUUAGGAAAACACUGUUUGUAGUCGUGAAAGGUGCCAAAUUGGCAGAGGCUCACGUUUCUUCUCUUUACACCAAACAGCAGAGAGAGAUCAUCAUUGCCUGAAUUUAGCUUUGUGACUACAACAGCAAGACCUGUUCCUGUCUGGAGACGACUGUUAUAAUAUCAUCCUAUCAUUUUAUGUUUGCUCUUUAUCAAUUUGAAUAGAUGUUUACAUGUACUAUAAUUUGCAUUUUGUCUUUUCGCAGUUCUCUAAUUGGUACAUCUGAGUCCAGAAGUAUGUCUGAGUGUGUGCUUUGUCUGACCUUGCUCUUAAAUGUCUUCUCCCCUUACUUUAUAGCCAUUUAUUUUUUAAACACUAAGAAAGAAAAAGACCUCUUGGCUUCCUAAUAUAAGUUCACUUUCAGCCAAGUUGAAAAUUGUGUCUAGGAAAUCUAUAAAAGCCAUGAUACUGUGUUCAUUACCACGAACAAUUUAGAAUGAAGAAAAUGAUUAAAAAGCAUGGGUUUGGUUUUAGGAUACAUUCUGGGGUUAGGUUAGUCACUUAAAUAAUUUUGAACUGAUGCUAAAAUACUUUUUUUAUACACUAUAGUAACUUGCCUGUUUCUUCUAAAUAUACUUAACUGAAGUUGUUGCCAAGGCCACAUACCCAAAUGAUUUUUUUUUUUUUAGUUUCUUAGCUCUUCAAAACCAACAAGGAGAAUAAUUUUCUUUCUUUUCGAGUAAUACAGGAUGAUCUGUGGAUUAUAAAUAUUGAGAAAUAUCUAUUAAAUGUCUAAUUUACACAGUUUUUCCAUAUUUUCCUCACUUGCAAUCAAGACAUCAAUGACAAUCUUAAAAGCAAGGGGAAAUUGUGUUGUGUGUCUAGCAUUGUUAAAGACUAUAGUUUUCCUGUCUUAAAAAGUGUAUGUUCAUAUUAUUUAUUUAUAAGCAGUAUGGCUUAGAAUUAUUUAUAAAGAGUAUGAUUAAAUCUUAUCCUAAAUAUUCACCCCCCCAAUACCCUUUUUGUAAUGGCACCAUAUAAAGAAGCUUUCAGAAAAUUAAUUUCUGAGUAUUCCUUCAAAGAUUCUCAUGCAGCAUUUGAGAAGUUUGGAAGUUAUACUUGAUUAGAAAAGUCCAAAUUAUACAUGAUUCUACUCACCCUUGUUUUUUUAGUUUCAUUCAGCCAUGCUAAUAUAUUCAUAUUUUCAUAUAUUUUUGUGCAAAGUUGACUAUUCUGCAAACACUUCUUUUUCUUGAGUAUGCAGUGCAUUUGUCUUUAUGGAAAAUAAAAAAAAUGAAUACAUCGAUCAUAAGGUAAAUUAUUUUGAUCCACAUUAGUUGACAAUAGCUUGGUUAAUAUUAGGCUUGGUUUAAGGGAAAAGUAUAUAUUUUAGAAGGUCUUCUAAUAUAAUUAUGACCUAGUAGCCUACAGGGCAUUUUUAAAAUUAGACUUGUUUUAGUUCACAUUUGCAGACUAGCAUAUAGCCGCAAGGAGUUCAGAGAUACUUUCCCAGAUUAGUUCAGUAAUUUUUCUUUUCAAGAAGAUUCUCUUCCCCAACCCCCAUUAGUAAUUUACUUGCUAGGUUAGAAAUUCAAAGAACAUAGUCUGAAGAGACCAUACUUGUUAAUAAUUUAAUUGGUUCUUGGAUAUGGACCACAUACCAGCACCCUCAGCUUUACUUUGUCAUCUUUCUUUUUCUUUCCCUUGCUUUUAAAUUAAAAAGAUAAAGCAAAACAAAAUUGAACAUGCCAUUGAGAAUCAGAAGUCAAGAUGAUUUGAUUCUCAUUAAGAUCAUUGUGCUUUUUGAAAAUUUCUGUGAGAGCCAGUAGGUCAGUUACAUAUUUAAAUUCCUAUAUGUUGAUUAAUUAAAGAUGAGGAUUUUCAUUUUUUCAUUUUCCUGAAUAGGAUUUUCAUGGAGCUGUGUGUAGAUAACUGUACAGAAUCACUUUUGUGUAAUUGAAUGAAGUGGUUUACCUCUGCAUGAUUGCAUUAUGGAAGCCUUUUAUAUAUCUUUAUAUUUUUCAAUAUACUUAGAUUUUACACUAUUAGCGGCUCUAGUCAUGCUAUAUUUGUUUUUUUUUAAAUAGAGUUUAUAAAUAUUUAUGCUCAAAAUACAGAUCAACUGAAUAUUUUUGGUCUUGUUUACAAGAUAAAUAAUACUUUAAAGUGAUGCAGCCCCUCAAGUGUCUUAGGAAAAAGUUAUUGGUGCUAAAAAAAAAAAAAAAAACCUUUCAAUAUCAUUUUUGAACCUGUUAUCUAGACUUCACUAGGCUUUAAUGUAUGAUCACUUGUGACUUACUGUAAUCUAGCAGCAUAAUUAUAAAAGUGGUCUGUGGUGAGUCAGGUAAAGAGCCCAGCCUCUUAGAAACACCCCAUAAUGUAAAGAUAGGAUACAGAAUUACAGUAUACUUAUUUGUGCCCAGCUUCCAAAAAAAAAGGGGGGGGGGGUUCUUCAGUUUGUCAUUAGCCCUUUUGAUAAAACGAACUUUAAUCUGGCUAGAAUUAAAAAAAAAAAAAGAUAUGUUCAGCAUGGCUCAGUUUACCCAAAUUUCAAGUGGAAAACUUUUCUAGUCCCAAAAUACGGUGUAAUCCUGCUCUGCUUCAAAUUCCCAUCUGUCUUUUACUGAACAGGAGGCAGGGUAAUUCUUCUAUAUUUAUAGAAUAUUUGAUGAGUUGUAAAGGGAUGUAUUAAGUUGUACAAGGUUUGCGUUGAUGUGUAGAUUGUUUUCUACAUCUAGAAGACUUCAUUCCAGCACCUUAGUGAAUGUUCUUAAGAUACAGUUUUUAAGUAUCAGCAAAGCAUUCAUAGAUGUUUACUUUUGAUUCUCAGAAUCCCGAACCUGUUUUGGGUGUGAUAUUAUUUCAGAACAUGUUAUCUGGCACAAGAUUUCCUUUAAUAAGUGGUUUAGUUUUACUCAAUUUCUAUGGAUUGUUGAACCUAAAAAACACCAAAGGAGUCAUUUCUUGUCUGGAGACUGGAUUUGUUCCAGUUUUUAAUACCUGUGCCCAUAAGUAUCCCAUUUCACGAAUGUGUGUCGGCAUGGGGAAAAAAAUUCCCUGCUCUUUGAGUGGAGCGAAAGUAAUUGGUUAAGCUGUAGCAGCUUUUUUUUUGUUUGUUUGUUUAUUUUUCAAAGUGAUAAUAAAACUUGAACUGAAAAAAAAAGGUAAAACUUGAACUAGAAAACUACUCUUGUAUGCUUAGAAUGUUUAUAGUAUUACAUGUUUAUGUGGGGUUGUCAACAUUUUUAUUAUUUAUAGUUGAAUUAUGUUGUUUUGUUUGUUAAAUACCCAUAAUGUUUAUUAUUUUUAUAUUUUGAAAAAUUUUUAAAUAAAAUAGUCUUACUAAAAACA
Canis lupus familiaris (dog) is the source of this 7954-nucleotide messenger RNA. RefSeq names its product RNA binding motif protein 26 (gene RBM26). Gene Ontology annotation, cellular component: nucleus. Lineage: Eukaryota; Metazoa; Chordata; Mammalia; Carnivora; Canidae. Gene Ontology annotation, biological process: mRNA processing. The transcript has 24 exons. The record is from RefSeq and is a predicted model, not a curated record. Gene Ontology annotation, molecular function: metal ion binding; RNA binding. The coding region runs from base 477 to 3545 and encodes 1022 amino acids.